Messenger RNA from Conger conger (European conger), 2924 nucleotides. RefSeq names its product tRNA isopentenyltransferase 1 (gene trit1). The coding region runs from base 96 to 1436 and encodes 446 amino acids. Gene Ontology annotation, molecular function: ATP binding; tRNA dimethylallyltransferase activity; nucleic acid binding. The record is from RefSeq and is a predicted model, not a curated record. Gene Ontology annotation, biological process: tRNA modification. Gene Ontology annotation, cellular component: mitochondrion. NCBI's taxonomy places the organism in Eukaryota, Metazoa, Chordata, Actinopteri, Anguilliformes, Congridae. The transcript has 11 exons.
CCGCUUCUCGUUGCCAGGUUACUAAAUCAUAAGUCUGUCCAGUUCUCCGACCUUCUCCGCGUGCUUCUUGAUGCUUACCGAAUAGCAGUGUUGACAUGAUGGCAGUAGCGUCUCUCGUCAUGCGCACGUCGAAGCGAAGUAUCUUACCACCCCUUGUCGUGAUUCUGGGGGCCACUGGUACUGGCAAGUCCAAACUGGCCAUUGAAAUAGGAAAACGUCUUGAAGGCGAAAUAAUCAGCGCAGAUUCCAUGCAGAUUUACCAAGGGCUGGACAUCAUCACCAACAAAGUGACUGCAGAAGAGCAAGCUCAGUGCGCACACCACAUGAUCAGCUUCGUGGACCCGCUGGUGACCAACUACACGGUGGUAGACUUCAGGAACAAGGCCCUGUCUCUCAUUGAGGACGUGCACGGCAGAGAGAAGCUGCCCAUCAUCGUGGGAGGCACCAACUACUACAUCGAGGCCCUGCUGUGGGAGGUGCUCACCGGCACGAGGGAGAGCAAAGGAGACGGCAGGAGUUCACCCGAACGCAGGGCGAAGCUGGAGAACCUGGGCGGGGCAGAGCUGCACCGCCGGCUGUCUGAGGUAGACCCUGACAGGGCGGCCGUGCUCCACCCCCACGACGUGCGCAAGCUUGCAAGGAGCCUGCAGGUGCACCAGGAGACCGGCGUACCCCACAGCCGUCUGCUGGAGGAGCAGAGGGGGCAGGAGGGCGGCGGGGAGCUGGGCGGGCCCCUGCGCUUCCCACACACCUGCGUCUUCUGGCUGCACGCCAACAUGGAAGAUCUGGAUGGGAGGCUGGACAGGCGUGUGGAUGCGAUGCUCUCGGCCGGACUGAUCCAGGAGCUGCAGGAGUUCCACCGGCGGCACAACGAGCAGAAGGUCCAGGAGAGCAGGCAGGACUACCAGCAUGGCAUCUUCCAGUCCAUCGGCUUUAAGGAGUUCCACGAGUACCUGACUGCGGACACCGAGGUCAGCGAGGAGAAGAGGGCUGAGCUGCUGAAUACAGGCGUAGAGCGUCUGAAGAUAGCCACCAGGCAGUACGCUCGAAAGCAGAACAAGUGGGUCCGCAACCGCUUCCUGAAGAGGUCUGGAGCCAAUGUCCUGCCAGUGUUUGGACUGGACGUAACAGACGUAUCAGAUUGGGAGAAGACCGUUCUCACACCUGCUUUAGAGGUUCUGGCUAGUCUGCAGAAGGGAGAGACGCCAUCGCUGGAGCCAAUCAGAAUGGGAGGGGAGGAGCAGAAAAACAAGUGCAUUCGACACGAGUGUGAGCUUUGUGACAAGUUGAUCAUCGGAGAGCUGGAGUGGACCGAACACCUGAAGUCCAAAAACCACCGAUACCAUUUGAGAAAGAAGAGGAAGUCUGAAUUUGCCACAGAACAGCACAAGGCCUCCACAUGCGACCUGCCACCCAGGACCGAGUGUGCUUUGUAGGCUAGCACCAGUGCUCUAGCCCCUGGCUCUGAACAGGCCUACAUGGGGCCAGACACAGGGAGCCUAUUCCUGCUGAUGCCACAGUGUGUUUUAAACUGUGUGUCCACCAUCAAACACUACUUAACUCGCCUGGACUUAUGUGCUACUCGAACUGAACCAUUGGGUGGUGCUGAUGCAGGUAACUGGAGGAUUUGUAGGCCUUUGUGGGGUCCAUUUUGGCUCUAGCAAACCCUGACUUUGGAAUGGACACUCUGUUUCAUAGUCCUCCUCUCCCUAAGACCAGUAAUCUAAUCAGUGGCUCUGGUCUGCAUCUGUCAGAAGGUAGAAAGUAUCUCUCAAAGGAGGAGGUAGCUCUCAGGCAUGAAUCACUUUAUUUUACUCCCAAACGGCAAACUGCGCGCUUGUGUGACACAAGAACAUGCCAGUGCAUCACUGACAGCAAACUUGUGAACAGCUGAAGUCUGCGCUGCUCUCAGAUGCCAAGGAUUCGCCAAGGAUUGCCUGGUCAGAGUGUGCCAGCACCCUGCCGAUUUGGCAGUUUGAUCCCGUCACGGUUUGGAUCAAGACCCUGUAACACAGCCAGCACACUUACGAGUGACGCAUUUUUCUUUCCCAGGAACGUCCUGUGCUGCUGCUGCUGCUUGUUUAUGUGCCUUCAUAUUUACACAGGGACUGGAGGAGUGUGGAGUCGAAUGUGAAGGGAAAGGGAGGCUGCUUCCAAUCUUCUUUACCACAAAUGUCAGUCAUUUCAAAGAAAGUGCAUCUUUUUGUUUUUAAUAUUCAUGACUGGGCAUAAUUUUCUUAAGCAAUGAUACAUAUUUUGAGAAUAUAGUGUCAUAAAUGAAAAUGGGAAUACAGUUAUUCUUUGUUUUAUUGGCUAUUUUAAAAUUGAGUUAACUGAAUAAAGCAGUGCAAUGCAGUUGCUCAUCAGUGUUGCUCAAGGAGCUGUGAACUGGGGAGGACCUGUUCUUACUGUCACUUUCGCAAGGAUGGGCACAGUGCCAGACCCAGUCUCACACCCCCUCCCCUGCCCCGCCCAAAUGUCCUCCUAUGAGAAUACCCACAAACCUUGAGUAAUGCUUUCAAGUGAUUCAUUCUUCACUGUGUUUAUAAAUAUAUAUGUGUGUGUGUGUGUGUGUGUGUGGGGAACGCCUACAAAAUUUUUAUCCAAGCCUGUGGUGAGUUUCCAUUGACAGUUAGAGACCUGACCAUAAGCAUAUUUCUCUUUAGAAGAGAUGCUUUCUUUCUCUCCUAUGGUUUUGAAACCUUGAUCUCACAAAUAUAGCCAUUGAUCUUGUCAGCAGAGGUCCACACAACCUGACAAAAGGUUUAUACAAGUUAUUGCACAUUUCAAUGUCUGAAAGGUUGUUGGUGAGACUAUUAAAUUGGAACAAAGUAAACUACAGAGUAAUGUAUGGUAUAUUUGGUGUAAAACUAUGAAAGGAAUUAGUGCUAAUUAAUAAAAGUAAUUCAGUGCAGCUGACAUGA